Messenger RNA from Epithele typhae, 1398 nucleotides. RefSeq lists its product as uncharacterized. The transcript has 7 exons. The coding region runs from base 1 to 1398 and encodes 465 amino acids. The record is from RefSeq and is a predicted model, not a curated record. Lineage: Eukaryota; Fungi; Basidiomycota; Agaricomycetes; Polyporales; Epitheliaceae.
AUGGACGCUUUCGACGCGGCCCAAAGUCCCGCCCCCAUCCUCCUCCUCCGGCUCCUCUGUCCUGCUGAGAUCGCAGACCGCGUCCGCUCCAAGUCGAGCACAAUCAGCCAGUACCUCCUCCUCGCCCUCCAUCUCGUCCUCUACGCAGCCCUCGCCCUCCUGCUCUCGGUCCACGCGCUUCUCGAAGACGCUACAACCCCACUACACGACGGGCUCUGCCGCCUGCUCGCCCUCCCGCCGUGCACCGUGCACCCGCCACGCGAGAGCGCCGUGGUCAUCAUCGGCGCCGACGACGGUCAGUCCCCUCGAGUCUCUCAUACCCUCGCCGAGCUGCUGGAUCGCCCACGCGUGCUCGCCCUCGCCCUCGGCAGGCACAUCGCCCUCAGCUUCUCGCAGCGCGGCUUCACCGUCUUCGCACUCUGCGCGGACAAGCCCGCGGCGCCGCCCGCACCCGCGGACGCCUCCUCGAACGUGUCCUCAUCUUCUGAAUGGCACCAGAGGAUCAAGAAGGCCUCUGGCGCCCCGGGUGCGCCCUGGGGGCUCGUCGCGCCGAUCGUGCUCGACAUGGGUUCGCGCACGCAGCGCGCGCGCGCAUGCGAGACCGUCGACGCCUACUGCUCUACCCACCGUCUCACCCUCGCCGCGGUCGUCGUGCUCCCCCUCCCUUUCCCACACGCUCCCCCGUUCGGCCCAGACGGGCUCGCGGCCGGCCCUGAUAGCGCACGGCCGAUGACGCUCGGCGACGCCGUACGCGCGGGCGUCGAGCUGCCCGCCGCGCUCGUGGACGACUACGCCGGCCUGCUCGCCGGCUCUUCCGGACGCGUGGUCGUCCCGCUGACAUCGAGCUGGCCGGAGCAUGAGCAACAGCAACCGCGCGCGUCGACGUCCGUCGCGCUCCACGCAAGCACCCUGCGCGCGACUGCGCGGCUGCUCGGCGAGGCUCUCGCGCCACGAGGCGUGCACGUCGUCACUGUCGACGUCGCGCGCGGACCCUCGACCCCGAGGUCGGCAUUCAAACCGGAGUCCAGUGACCCGGCGUCCGCACUAGAUUCCCUGCCCGCGGCGGCCAGCGCCGCUGCGGUAGAAGAGGAAGCAACGACCUCGGGCGCAGGGCGUGAGCCCAUCGACUCGCCCACUCAACGUUUCGGCGCCCGUACCGACGCCGUUGGACGUGCAGGGUUCACAUCGGCCAUACGAGGCACCAUCGAGGACGUUCUGAGCCGCUUCGCGCCUCGCAAGGAAGACGUGUUCCAAGCGGUGCACACCAUCGUCCGAUCCAGGUACCCGCGCGAGCGAUACGCGGUGGGCGCGCGUGCAGUCCUGCAACAUGCGUGCGCGGCGCUCCCGCUCCCGCUGCGCCUGUGUGCGCGCGCGGCCGCGCUGCACGCCUUCUGGUGA